AUGGGGCAGGCUGGAUCCGUGCAGCAGCAGCACGCUCUACGCAACGUACUGUCGCUGCGUGCUGCACCACGAAACGUUAGUGACACGGAGCUUGAGGAGGUGCUUCGUACCUUCUGCGCUCUCUUUCCACUUGAGCUCCAAGUACCCGAUGCAAGUUUUAGUAAUGUCGUGCGUGUCGCCGUAAAACAGCGACGUCUCUUUGACGUCAUGCACGAGUUACUACAAGAGCAGACAGUGCAGCUGCAAGUCCAUAAUGGGCAGGACAUGACCCCGCUCAUUCUCCAGAGCUUUCGGCGUGUGAUUCGGUGGCGAGAGCUCUAUAAACUCUGUGCCAAGUGCUCGUUGAAGCCUUUUUUGGCGUGUCUACAACGGCCGUCGCAAACGUCGGUUCUGUCGGGACUAGAGACGCUGGAGUUGAUGUUGUCGCCUUGUUUGGACUUUGAUAUGGGUGAUAAAACAGCAGAUCGAAGCGAAGCAGCGAAUCGACGACAUUUUGCCGACGCAGGGGGGUACGAAGUGCUACGUUCGUUGCUGGUGCAGUACGGAGCUACUGUUGAGAAGAUGGAAAAGAAAAACGAGGCUGCAGUAGUGCUGCAAGGAGUGCUGAAGGUUUUUAUUGUGACGCUCGUGCCUAGACGGGCAAUAACGGACGCUGUGACGUGUACACAAGCUGUGGAGGCGUUGAUGGACGCUCGGGUAACUUUGCUUGACUUGUGUCACUGCCGAGAUGGUGGCGGCCCUGAAUUAAUGACGCUUGCGAUUCGAUUGGUGAAAGGACUAUUCUGUAUUGUGGACCUUGACCAGGUGCAACGAUUGCAGGAAUCGGCGCGGGAGUAUGGCGCUUUGUUGUACACACUGAAAACAGCUGUGCAAGAAGGUGCGAAUAAAAGAACGAUUGAGCAUGGAAAAGGGGCGGAGAGUAAAGAUGAAGUUGAAUCAAACUUGCAGGAAAUGUGUGUUGACCUCGUUGAGAUGUUUUGUGCUGGCAAUAUUAGCUCGACAGAGACGAUGUACCGUAUAUUUCCAGUGGGUCUUUUUAUGCCAGCAAAGAUUUGUGUGGAGCCCAAAGUACAGCACACGGUGGCAUCACCGCUUUUCGCGAAGACUGCGCUUGGUUCAAGUGGUGGAAGAGCAUUGCCGCACUUUUCGUUUGAGUUCGACCAACCUAGACGCCAAUCAACAGCAACGUCUAAUGUUUUGGGGGCUGAUGGUAGUGUUGGGACCAAACGUAAUCGGUUCGUAAAGUACGCCAGUAAUGCAGGUGAUUUUGGUGGGAGCGCUUUUGAAAUACGGCUCGGUGAAGCGCGUAAAAAGGGAGAACACUGGCGAGAAAUAAUGAAGGCCAUUCUUUGUACACACGAGAGCCCGGAAUUGGUAUGGCGUGUCCCUAUGCGUGCAGAAUUGUAUUCGGCUUUGCGAGGUGAAAUUGAAGCUCAUGGACGUCGUCGGCGACACAUGGUAGAAAAUAAGAUCGUGCAGUUUGGAGAGCGCAUACCGCUCUGGCAUCACGAAAUGUUUGAUGUGCGUUACCCUUCUUUGGAUAAAGAGCUUGUGGUGAAUAAUUACUUUGUGGAAUACCUGAUUCCUCGUGUGGCUGACUUGACGAACACGUACGAGAUUGCUGAGCCCGUACUCUUAGCCUGGCAUCUUUUCGAUCGACUUGCGGUUGAAGACGAUGAGAACCGGACAAUUAUGUGUGCUCGUUGUUUGAGGUUGGUUGUUCGACGCUACGCAAUGCUGUUUCAUGGCCAGAUCCCAGCGCAUUAUGUGCUCGUGCUAUUGCGUGAUCAUAUGAACCACUCGCCUGCUUUUGUUCGCGAAUGUUUCCUUCUUCUCAGUGCUGCCGUCGUUACCUCACGGAACAUUCGCUCGGCACACUUUGGUCAACUUGGCACAAUAGUGGCGCGCACUGUUGUUGAUGUUCUUGCGGAUCCUGCACUAUUAGCAUCGCUGUCAACACCCCUUGAAUCAGUCGAUGAAGUUGACGAGGAUACUUCCGUGCGGUUUGUAGAUCCAGAAGAUAAGGCUGUGGUUAUAGUUAACCAGCGCGAUGGGAUGUUGCGCGCAGGAAUCUCUGUUCUACUUACAAUUACUAGGUCUGACAAGUCCGUUCUGCAACUGCUUCGCCCCAAGCGUAUCUUCCUGUGUCGGCUUAUUGCAGUGGAGACUUUGGACCACGUGACGAUUACCCACAUAUUUUUUCUUUUGGAGCAAUUGGAGCUUCUGGACAAUAAUGGAUGGCUACAGUACUCCUUCCGAAGCAGCAACAACAUCAAGUUGUAUAUCGUUAACUUUGUAUCCCUUAGUAUCGACGGAAUCACGUCUAAGUUCGACAGUUGA
Messenger RNA from Peronospora matthiolae, 2340 nucleotides. The record is from the annotation of a GenBank genome assembly. Lineage: Eukaryota; Oomycota; Peronosporomycetes; Peronosporales; Peronosporaceae.